Molecule: messenger RNA, 1254 nt
Organism: Mesorhabditis spiculigera
Lineage: Eukaryota; Metazoa; Nematoda; Chromadorea; Rhabditida; Rhabditidae
Source: the annotation of a GenBank genome assembly
AUGUGCUCGAUGGUGGAGCGCGAGCCGGAGGUGGGACUCCUCGGCGACAUCGACGCCGAAGCCACCCUCACCCUCAUCGAUUCAAACAACAAUAAGGACAAGAUGCGUGCCAAUCAAAUUGCAGCCAAGCUCAACGGGCUCUCGCUGGACACGGAUGCGAUUGCGCUAGUGUACGAGGACGACGAGACCGACAGCUCCAGUGAGUUUUUUACAGCGCGUGACGGCAGCACAUCGCGCGAAAGUUCGGAGGAGCCGAAGACGUCGGACGCCGAUUCUGAAAAUACAUCGGAGGCCGAUUUGAUGGAAUACGCGCCAAUGUUGCAGGACCUGGAGGCUGUGUGCACUAUUGGCACCGGCACCUUUGGACGAGUCCAACUCACCCGUCACCGAGAAACCAAGAAGCACUACGCCCUGAAAGUGCUGAAUAUGCAUAAGCUCGUCACGACCCGUCAGGUCGAGCACGUUCACAACGAAAAGCACAUUCUCAAUUUGAUCCAGCACCCGUUCAUUGUAAAUUUGCAUGCCACCGAACGGGAUGAGCGCAACCUGUACAUGAUUAUGGAAUUCGUGCCUGGGGGUGAAUUGUUUAGCUAUCUCCGAGCCGCUCGCCGCUUUUCCCUCCCCAUGGCCACCUUCUACGCGGCCGAAAUCACCUCAGCCCUCUCAUUUUUACAUUCCAAAAAUAUUGUAUACCGGGACUUGAAGCCGGAAAACUUGAUGCUGACGAAGGAGGGGCACAUCAAGAUGGCCGAUUUCGGGUUCGCCAAGGAGCUGCGGGAUCGCACCUACACGCUUUGCGGGACUCCAGAAUAUUUGGCGCCAGAAUCGGUCGCAAAGAAGGGGCACAAUAAGGCCGUGGAUUGGUGGGCGUUAGGCAUCCUCAUCUACGAAAUGCUCGUCGGCAAGCCACCAUUCGUCGGCAAAUGCGCCCAGCAGAUCUACGCCGCAAUCCUGGAGCACAACCUCAAAUUCCCCAGGAGCUUCGACCUCGUCGCAAAGGACCUCGUCCGGAAGCUCCUUGAAGAGGACCGAACCCGGCGGCUGGGUUGUAUGAAGGGGGGAGCUGAAGACGUGAUGGGCCAUCGGUUCUUCUCCCAUAUUAACUGGGAUGAUGUGGAGACGAUGCGGCUGACGCCUCCCAUCGUCCCCACCCUCUACCACGCCGGCGACACGGGCAACUUCGACUCGUACGAAGAAAACACCGACCCCGGACCCGUCGGCACCAAAGAAGAGCUCAAACUCUUCGAGAACUGG